This is a messenger RNA of Peronospora matthiolae, 441 nucleotides long. Lineage: Eukaryota; Oomycota; Peronosporomycetes; Peronosporales; Peronosporaceae. The record is from the annotation of a GenBank genome assembly.
AUGUGUCUCAGUCGUCCAGAGAACGAAGUCGACGAAGAGACGACUCGAUUGGCGCUUGCUGGACUCGUAGCAGGUUGCCUAACGGAGGAGGACUGGAUUGUCGACUCCGGCGCCAGCACCCACCUCGUCAAACACAGCUGGAUGCUGUAUGAUUGGGAGGAGUGCGACGACCCCAAUGGCGUGACGCUGCCUGACAAAAGUACGCUGCGGGUGACGCGACGCGGCAAAGCGCGACUGCGCGUGAAGGUGGACAGCGAGGCGUACUGGAUCGAGCUGCGCAACUUCAACUACGCGCCGAAGCUGGCCAUUAACCUCAUCUCCCUCGGCACACUCAUGCUACAGGGCUGCCGCCUCGCCAACAAAAACAACAGACACGCAGUGAUGAUCGACGACGACGUCGUGAUGUACUUCCAGAUCAAACAGAAUGUCCUUAUCGUCUAA